Molecule: messenger RNA, 2640 nt
Organism: Thunnus maccoyii (southern bluefin tuna)
Lineage: Eukaryota; Metazoa; Chordata; Actinopteri; Scombriformes; Scombridae
Gene: dmrta2
Product: DMRT-like family A2
Exons: 2
Coding region: 437-1783 (448 amino acids)
Biological process (GO): sex differentiation; germ cell development; regulation of transcription by RNA polymerase II
Cellular component (GO): nucleus
Molecular function (GO): RNA polymerase II cis-regulatory region sequence-specific DNA binding; protein binding; DNA-binding transcription factor activity, RNA polymerase II-specific
Source: RefSeq, a predicted model, not a curated record
UGUCUAAUGAAAACGUAGGAGCAACAAUAGAGAGGGGAGAGAGGGAUCUGUAGCCUAUCCGCUGACAAUCUCUGGAGGAAGUUAGUGUCUCAGGCUGCGGCGAGUAGCAACCUCGGCUCCUCCUGGACAGUUUUUAACUUUGUGUCGGGGAGGAUUGAUUGCUCCUCUCGGCUCCUGUCCCCUUUUUUUUGGAUUUAAAGUCGACUGUGAUCAUCAUUUCAGCAGAACCCUUGAACAGUUUCUAUCAUUGUGAUCAGAGAUUUUUUUUCCCUGCAUGAUAAUCUCGUCAGUUGACUUCACCUGUUGCUCAGAGAUGUUGAGAACCGCUGAGCAGAUGUGAUCGGCUGAACGUUAGAUUCAGAUCAGAUCACAACAGAACAACGCGUGUUUUCUUGUUUCUAGUAAGUCUUAAGUAAAAAAUCAGUGAGGACCACGCAUGGAUCUCAGACCGGAGCUCCCCACAGUCUCCUCUGCCUCUCAAGUCCACCCAGGAGCGGCUGUAGCGGCCGCUGCAGCCUCCAUCCCGGUGUCCAUGUCCGGCAACCUGCUGCGCGGCCCUCCGCUGCUCUUGCGCGCCUCGGACAAGUACCCGCGUACCCCGAAGUGUGCCCGCUGCAGGAACCACGGCGUGGUUUCCGCGCUGAAGGGCCACAAACGCUACUGUCGCUGGAAGGACUGCAUGUGCGCCAAGUGCACCUUGAUCGCAGAGAGGCAGCGUGUCAUGGCGGCGCAAGUGGCGCUGAGGCGGCAGCAGGCGCAGGAGGAGAACGAAGCCCGAGAGCUGCAGCUGCUCUACGGCACGGCGGAGGGACUCGCCCUGGCCGCCGCCAAUGGCAUCAUACCACCGCGUCCUAACUACGAGGUGUUCAGCUCUGUCAACAGCGAGAGCAAUUCAGAUUCAAGUAUCCAGAAGUAUGAGCUGUUUCCAAAGAGCCAACUGUCCGGAUCCGCCACCUCUCAGCAGACUGUGGGGAAACCGGCGUCCACCGAAAGUGAAUCGGCCCCGGGCAUCUCAUCCCCAGACGGUCGACACGGAGGUUCGGGUUCAGAGAACGGAGAUAGCGAGUCUUUCGUCAGCUCGCCGGUGUCCAAGCCUUUAAAAGACGGCGAAGAGACUCCUGGGUCCGUCAGCUCCCUCGGCUCAGAUUCCGGCUCUGAGACCGACAAAGAUGAACCGGAGCCCUCCCCUUCCUCUGCGGCCUCCAGGCACAUGAACGCCAUCGACAUCCUGACCCGAGUGUUCCCCAGCCACAAGCGGAGCGUCCUGGAGCUCGUCCUGCAGGGCUGCGGUAAGGACGUGGUGCAGGCCAUCGAGCAGAUCCUCAACAACAGCGGCGCUCAGGGCUCCAACAAGGCCGGAUCAGAGGAGACGUGGACGGCCGAGAGGAUGCUGCAAAACGCGCAGCAGCCUCCGUCGUCCUCCGCAUCUACAACCGCCCAGACGAGGCCCAUGUUACCCGGAGCCAUGACGCUGAGUAACCGCUCUGCGUUUUCACCUCUCCAGCCCAACGCCCCGCACUUCGGCGCAGACCCCAGCACCUAUCCUCUCGGUACCCACCUGGGACUGAACCCGCUGCGGCUGGCCUACUCCGCGCACAGCCGGGGACUGGCUUUCAUGACGCCCUACUCCACCACUGGGUUGAUGCCCACCCUGGGCUUCAGACCCCCGAUGGACUAUGCCUUUAGCGACCUGAUAAGGGACAGGACAAUGUUACACAAGGAGCAAGGCUACGCCAGCGGCCUGUACGGUCCUUUGGUCAACAACACGCCGGACAAACAGUGAGGCUGGUGGACUGACCAUUAGAGACACACUCCAUUGUAUUUGUAGCCACAAGUGUUGAAUGUUCUGGCAAAAAUCUGUGAUGUGUUUUGGCUACAGGCGACUGUACAUAAUAGGAUUAUCUGGCUUGUAGUCAAAUGGUCUGAGAGGGAAAAAACUAAACUCACUUAUGUGUAAUUUUCAAAAAUGAUUUUACAUGUUAGACUACAAAAGUUUGGGUGACAUUUCCCAUGUAUGAACCUGAUUAUGCCAUCAAUAAAAUAACUGAAAAGAUAUUUAUAGAUUCCAAAUUAUGAUCAAGCUGAAAGUAAAAAGUGAACGCAGUUAAUGCACAAAAAGGCUGAAACUACACACAGAUGCUUUUAUUGCUGAUUUUCAUGUCAAUUCUGCAGGAUUUAUAAUUUUAAAAAAGUACCGAAGAGGUUUUUUUUUAUUAUCAGAGUUAUGAGUAUUUAAAGCCCAUCAAAUUUUUACAGCUGGUUGGUAAAACUAAGUUAACAUAUAAUUUUCAAAAUCACACUUCAAAUAUGCAUUUGUUGGAAUAUUAAACGGGGCAAAAUUAAGUUAUUAUAACAUGUAUCUUUCAGAUGUUAACCCUUUUAAAGAUUUUCCUGUUGUAAAAGUUAAACUAAUGAUGUGUGUCAUCCCUCUUUUUCUUAUGUAUUAUUUCACUUAUCUCACUGUUUUUUAGUUCUUUUCCAACUGCCUGUAUUAUAUAUUGCAUUUAGUACUAUGAAAUGCUAUGCUAUAUUUGACUCUUCAUUUAUCCUUUAGUCAGCUCAAAUAUUUUGUGACAAAGUGCUAAAUCAAGUCAAUUCCUCUUCAGAUGUUACAAGCUGUGCUGUCACAUUGUAUGAAUA